AUGGAUCCCGAUUCACUCUCGGCGAGCUUGUUUAAGUGGGACACCAGGGCUGCUCUGGCUCAGCCGGCGGGCCGUCUUUACGAACCCAUAACACUACAACAACAACAACAACCACCACCACCACCGCCACCUCCACCACCGCACCCGGCGGCAAUGGCGGCAACCUCUGCUGGAAUGGGGGGCUAUUUGGUCAGAGAAAGCAGGGAUCUUGGAGGGUUGGAGGAGGUGUUCCAUGCUUAUGGAGUACGAUAUUUCACGGCUACAAAGAUAGCAGAGCUUGGCUUCACAGCUAACACGCUGUUAGAUAUGAAGGAUGAAGAGCUUGAUGAAAUGAUGAACAGCUUGUCUCAUAUUUUCCGAUGGGACUUACUUGUUGGUGAGAGAUAUGGCAUCAAAGCUGCCGUGAGGGCGGAACGACGCCGCCAGGAGGAGGAGGAUUCACGGCGGCGCUACCUUCUCUCUUCCGACACCACCAACACUCUUGAUGCACUCUCUCAAGAGGGCUUGUCGGAGGAGCCAGUGCAACAAGAAAAUGAAGCGGCGGGGAGUGGGGGCGGAGGGGGGGCAUGGGAGAUGGCGGCGAUGAGGAGCUGCGGCGGAGGAGGAAAGACGAAGCAGGGACAACGUAGGAGUAAGAAAAUUGGAGUAAGGGGCAGAAUUGGAUCUUCCUCACAAAUGGGUGGAGGAGAUGAUAAUUUUGAGAAUGAAAGCGAAGAUGAUCCAGACAACGGUGGCGGUGGCGCCGGAGUAGAACGGCAAAGAGAGCAUCCUUUCAUCGUGACGGAGCCGGGAGAGGUGGCGCGUGGCAAAAAGAAUGGUCUUGAUUACCUGUUCCAUCUCUAUGAGCAAUGCCGUGAUUUCUUGAUCCAAGUUCAGACCAUCGCAAAAGAGAGAGGUGAAAAAUGUCCCACAAAGGUGACGAACCAGGUGUUCAGGUUUGCAAAAAAGGCUGGUGCGAGCUACAUCAACAAGCCCAAAAUGAGACACUACGUUCACUGCUAUGCACUCCACUGUCUGGAUGAGGAAGCUUCCAAUGGGCUGAGAAGGGCUUUCAAGGAAAGAGGGGAGAACGUGGGUGCAUGGCGGCAGGCUUGUUACAAGCCCUUGGUCUCCAUUGCAUCUCGCCAGGGUUGGGAUAUCGAUGCCAUUUUCAACACUCAUCCACGACUUUCCAUUUGGUAUGUUCCCACCAAACUCCGCCAGCUCUGCCAUGCAGAGCGUAGCAGUGCUGCCAUUGUAGCCGCCGCUGCUGCUUCCACCUCCGUUGCCGCCGGUGGUGGUGGUGGUGGUGGUGGUCAUCUGCACUUUUGA
This is a messenger RNA of Cynara cardunculus var. scolymus (artichoke), 1311 nucleotides long. Its product is annotated as floricaula/leafy homolog. The record is from RefSeq and is a predicted model, not a curated record. Lineage: Eukaryota; Viridiplantae; Streptophyta; Magnoliopsida; Asterales; Asteraceae. Gene Ontology annotation, molecular function: DNA binding. The coding region runs from base 1 to 1311 and encodes 436 amino acids. The transcript is spliced from 3 exons. Gene Ontology annotation, biological process: regulation of DNA-templated transcription.